Messenger RNA from Ochotona curzoniae (black-lipped pika), 6737 nucleotides. RefSeq names its product YEATS domain containing 2 (gene YEATS2). The record is from RefSeq and is a predicted model, not a curated record. NCBI's taxonomy places the organism in Eukaryota, Metazoa, Chordata, Mammalia, Lagomorpha, Ochotonidae. Gene Ontology annotation, molecular function: histone binding. Gene Ontology annotation, biological process: regulation of transcription by RNA polymerase II; chromatin remodeling. Gene Ontology annotation, cellular component: NuA4 histone acetyltransferase complex. The coding region runs from base 161 to 4396 and encodes 1411 amino acids. The transcript is spliced from 31 exons.
GCUCUGCCGCCGCCGCCGAGUCGUGUGCUUCCGCGGGCUGCGGGGGUCUCCGGACCUCGUGGCGGGCCCGCUGCGCGGGGGUUUCGGCCGCUGCCUGCCCUCCCCGUACCCUGCGCGCUGUCGCUGGGGACCCCGAGAAGGUGAACUACAGAGUGUCAUCAUGUCUGGAAUCAAGCGAACAAUCGAAGAAACUGACCCUGAUUAUGAGGAUGUAUCUGUGGCCCUUCCAAAUAAACGGCAUAAAGCAAUUGAGAAUUCAGCUCGAGAUGCUGCCGUGCAGAAGAUUGAGACUAUUAUUAAGGAACAGUUUGCUCUUGAAAUGAAGAAUAAGGAACAUGAAAUUGAAGUCAUUGACCAGCGACUGAUUGAAGCAAGAAGGAUGAUGGAUAAACUUCGUGCCUGCAUUGUAGCAAACUAUUACGCUUCUGCAGGUCUUCUAAAAGUUUCUGAGGGGUCAAAGACAUGUGAUACAAUGGUUUUUAAUCAUCCUGCUAUCAAGAAAUUUUUGGAAUCACCAUCUAGAUCCUCAUCUCCCACUAAUCAGAGAUCAGAAACACCAUCAGCCAAUCAUUCAGAAAGUGAUUCCUUAUCUCAACAUAAUGACUUCUUAUCUGACAAAGAUAAUAACAGCAAUCUGGAUAUAGAAGAAAGACUCUCAAACCACGUGGAGCAGAGACCAAGCCGAAAUCCUGGAAGGGACACGUCUAGUGCUGUCGGCUCUCAUAAAACAGAUCCACGGAAUGCUGAUCUCACGGGAGAUGAGACUUCACGGCUUUUUGUAAAGAAAACAAUAGUAGUAGGCAAUGUGUCCAAGUAUAUACCUCCAGAUAAGAGGGAAGAAAAUGACCAGUCAACACAUAAGUGGAUGGUGUAUGUCCGAGGAUCUCGUAGAGAACCCAGUAUUAAUCAUUUUGUUAAAAAAGUUUGGUUCUUCCUUCAUCCUAGCUACAAACCAAAUGACCUUGUGGAAGUUAGAGAGCCUCCUUUUCACCUGACCAGAAGAGGCUGGGGUGAGUUUCCUGUCAGAGUUCAAGUUCACUUUAAGGACAGCCAGAACAAACGGAUAGAUAUCAUACAUAAUCUAAAGCUGGACAGAACUUACACUGGCUUGCAGACAUUAGGAGCAGAAACGGUAGUGGAUGUUGAGCUCCAUCGACAUUCUCUUGGCGAAGACUACGUUUACCCUCAGUCCUCUGAAUCAGACGUCUCUGAUGCGCCCCCAUCUCUGCCUCUGACCAUUCCAGCCCCUGUGAAAGCUUCUUCACCCGUGAAGCCGUCACACGAGCCAGUCCCCGAUAGCUCCGCAGAGAAAGGAUUCCCAGCUAGCACGGAAGCUGAGAGACCCACUACGUUUUACUCUCUGCCGUCUUCUUUGGAAAGAACACCCACCAAAGUGACAACAGCCCAGAAGGUUACUUUUUGUUCUCAUGGUAAUUCAGCUUUCCAGCCAAUAGCUUCAAGCUGCAAAAUAGUGCCUCAGAGUCAGGUUCCUAAUCCCGAGUCACCUGGGAAAUCCUUCCAGCCCAUCACCAUGAGCUGCAAGAUUGUCUCAGGCUCCCCAAUUUCAACUCCAAGUCCCUCACCAUUACCUCGAACUCCAGCUUCCACUCCAGUUCAUGUAAAACAAGGCACUGCCAACUCUGUUAUUAAUAACCCUUACGUCAUCGUGGACAAGCCUGGACAACUUAUUGGAGCUGCAACUCCCAGUACAGGAAGUCCUACAAACAAGCUCUCCACAACUUCUCAAGUCUCUCAAGGGACAGGCUCCCCUAUUCCUAAAAUCCAUGGGAGUAGUUUUGUAACAUCUACUGUUAAGCAGGAGGAUUCUUUGUUUGCGUCUAUGCCACCUCUUUGCCCAAUUGGGAGUCACCCUAAGGUUCAGAGCCCUAAGCCCAUAACUGGAGGACUGGGAGCUUUCACAAAAGUGAUCAUCAAACAGGAACCCAGUGAAGCCUCUCACAUGCCCAGCACAGGAGCUGCCAGCCAGUCACCACUCCCUCAGUAUGUCACUGUCAAAGGGGGUCACAUGAUAACUGUAUCUCCUCAAAAACAAGGCAUAACCACUGGAGAAGGGGCUACCCAGUCACCAAAGAUUCAGCCCUCCAAGGUUGUUGGGGUGCCGGUCGGAUCUACUUUACCUUCAGCAGUGAAACAGGCUGUGGCCAUCAGCGGUGGCCAAAUCCUCGUGGCCAAGGCCAGCUCUUCUGUCGCCAAAGCAGUUGGUCCCAAGCAAGUUGUGACCCAAGGAGUUGCCAAAGCAAUUGUGAGCGGAGGCGGAGGAACCAUUGUUGCUCAGCCGGUGCAGACCUUAACCAAGGCUCAGGUCACUGCCGCCGGCCCUCAGAAAAGUGGAUCCCAGGGCUCAGUAAUGGCAACAUUGCAGCUGCCAGCCACUAAUUUAGCUAACCUGGCAAAUUUGCCUCCGGGCACUAAACUCUACCUUACAACAAACAGCAAGAACCCUUCUGGAAAAGGAAAGCUGCUGCUGAUCCCUCAAGGAGCCAUCCUGAGAGCCACCAACAAUGCCAACCUGCAGUCUGGCUCGGCUGCUGCCGCUACUGGUGCUGCUGGCGGAGGUGGAGGAGGUGGCGGUGGUGGUGCUGGAGGAGGAGCCACAGGAGCAGGAGGGACCCCGAGCACUGCUGGCCCUGGCGGGGUGUCCCAGCACCUGACCUACACAUCAUACAUCCUCAAGCAGACGCCCCAGGGCACAUUUUUAGUUGGCCAGCCAUCGCCUCAGACAUCUGGAAAACAACUGACUACUGGAUCAGUGGUGCAGGGGACCCUGGGAGUUAGCACAUCUUCUACACCGGGGCAGCAAACAUUAAAAGUGAUCUCUGGACAAAAAACUACUCUGUUCACACAGGCAGCUCCUGGGGGACAGGCAUCUCUCAUGAAAAUUUCGGAUGGCACCUUGAAGUCUGUGCCAGCCACCUCGCAGCUCUCUAAGCCUGGAACCACCAUGCUCCGAGUGGCAGGCGGGGUCAUCACAGCCACCGCUUCGCCAGCUGUGGCCCUUUCAGCAAAUGGUCCUGCACAGCAGUCGGAAGGAACAGCUCCAGGUCCGUCAGCCUCUAUCAGCUCUGUAAUGAAAACAUCUGGGCAGCAGCAGGUGUGUGUGAGCCAGGCCAUGGGAACCACCAAAGCCGCCACACCCAGCGUCGUCAGUACCACAUCCCUGGUGUCUACACCAAACCCCAUCUCCGGGAAGGCCACAGUAUCAGGUUUGUUAAAGAUUCACUCCAGUCAAUCCAGUCCUCAGCAGGCUGUCCUGACGAUUCCCAGCCAGCUGAAACCACUCAGUGUGAACACAUCGGGAGGCGUGCAGACUAUCCUGAUGCCUGUGAAUAAAGUGGUUCAGUCAUUUUCCACCAACAAAUCACCUACCAUUCUGCCUGUAGCUGCUCCAGCUCCAGUCAUCCCCAGCCCUGCUCCAGCAACUGUGGCAAGAGUGAAGGUGGAGCCUGAAACACCUGCGCCCAUUUGCCUCUCCCAGGAGGGCCCGACUGCCGUGACAACAGAAGACAGUUCGGAGCUGGGAAACUAUGUCAUUAAGAUCGACCAUUUGGAGACUAUCCAGCAACUCUUAACAGCAAUAGUAAAGAAGAUUCCAUUAGUCACUGCGAAAAGUGAAGACGCCAGCUGCUUUUCUGCAAAGUCGGUGGAGCAGUAUUACGGCUGGAACAUUGGGAAAAGGAGAGCUGCUGAGUGGCAAAGGGCAAUGACCAUGCGAAAAGUCUUACAAGAAAUCCUGGAAAAGAACCCAAGAUUCCACCACCUGACUCCCUUGAAAACCAAGCACAUCGCUCACUGGUGCCGCUGCCACGGCUACACCCCGCCGGACCCUGAGAGCCUCAGGCCCGACGGCGACUCCAUUGAGGACGUGCUGACCCAGAUCGACAGCGAGCCUGAGUGCCCGUCAUCGUUCUCCUCUGCCGACAACCUCUGCCGCAAGCUGGAGGACCUGCAGCAAUUUCAGAAGAGCGAACCGGACAGUGAGGAAGAAGUGGACAUCCUUACUCUCUCAGAGCCACUGAAGACAAACAUUAAAAAGGAGCAGGAGGAGAAACAGGAAGAAGUGAAGUUCUACCUGCCACCCACUCCAGGCUCUGAGUUCAUCACAGAUGUCGCACAGAAGAUCGGGGUCAUCCUGCAGCCUGUGGAGCUCCACAAGAACGUGUAUGCAUCCGUAGUGGAGGACAUGAUUUUGAAGGCCACAGAGCAGCUGGUGAGUGACAUCCUGAGGCAGGCGUUGGCAGUCGGGUACCAGACAGCAUCUCACAGCAGGAUUCCCAAAGAAGUCACGGUGAGUAAUAUUCACCAGGCCAUUUGCAACAUUCCUUUCCUGGACUUCCUCACGAACAAACACAUGGGGAUCCUGCACGAGGACCAGUGAGUGGACGCAGAGGCCUUGGCGAGGCGGGAGUGCAGCUGCCUUCAGAGCCUAGCAGCUGUAAAGGCUGCGAUCGGGAGCAGGGCUACUUGCUGUGAGCCUCAGAAUGCCAUGGCCUACAAGCUGCUGCCUCUCCCCGCUGCACCGAGACACCAGUGCCCGGUUCCAGAUGAAACCCUUUAAGGACAGAGGUUUGUUCCAGAUGCCAUAGUGGAGCUGUACACACACACUCCGUCGGCUCAUGUUGCUGAGUGUAGCAGAGGUGCCAGGUGCGCGCCACAGAGCUGGCCCGAGCUGUGUCAGGCCUUUUGUUCCUCUAGGUGUGCUCAAGGCGGCACCAGGGGCCUGCCCUGCCGAGGACUGGAGGUUACAGGCUAGAAAUGGACCCUUUCUGUAAACUGGGGUCCCGAGCAGCCCCACGGUUACCCUGAACAGAGAGGGGCUACAGCCCUCCAUGCCAUGUGUCAGCUCGGGAGGAGGCAGCGCCGUGUGGAGCCCAGGGCGCCUGGGUGGCUGCAGCCCGAGCAGCAGUCUCUUCUGAGAGCAUUAGCGCAGCCAUUGUCAGAGCACGUCACAGCCAGGAAGGGGAAGGUGUGACCAUGAGCCCUGAUGCUCUGCACACUCCUGCCAUGUCAGUAACAGCAGCCACACACCCCGGGGCUUGGCCGGAAGUGUGUGCCCAGCAGGUAACUGGCUGCACAGCACUGGCACAGUGUGCUGGGACUGUUCUUUCCGUGGAGCUAGUGGCCUGUACUUCAUCUGAUGGAGUCCUUCCUGAGAAGACAAGUGUUGAUGGAGACACCCGUGAGUGCCUUAUCUGUUGGAGAAAAGACUGUCCAAGCCCAGAGCAGGGACACAGCACUCAGACACGUGAGACCAGCUCAUGCAUUGAGCAGAGCCCUCGGUUCGGUGCCCCAGAUGCUGUCCCAGCCCCUCAGAGAUGCUCUGUGAGGAAGGUGAAGAACGAGACUCCUCCUCUGAGUGAUCUGCUCUCCGUGUAGUCCAUAAUGUUGGCGUCAGCAGGAUGAAGCAGGAGGUGACAGGCAGGAGGUGACUUCCUAACUCAGCUUCCACACAUUGCGGAGGUGAAGGUGUGUGUUCCAUGGGACGCAGAGCCCAGCCUGGCCUAGAGCCAACUAGUGCAGUGCCUCAGCUCCAGUCCUCUGCACGGGCUAGCCCAGUGAGGCUGGUGGGAGGCUCGUGGGCAGCUCGUGGGCUCUGCUGGAGACCCCGGGUGGCAGAUGUGAUCCACAAGAGGACAGACUCAUUGGUAACAGGUGUGAAAGCCUAAAGACAUUACCUUUUUGUGAAAGAACCAUUAAGUGAUUUUAAAUCUCGUGUGUUAAUAUUUCAGGUGUAUUUGUAUCAAUCUAUAACAGUUGUGUAACAAAAAUGUCUACAAUAAACCUUUUAGCAUUUGUGUGGGUCUGUAUGCCCUGGGAUCACUGUAAGGCCACACCUUGCUCUUCUGUUUGGCUGCUCAGCGCAGGGGCCAGUUGCAGGUAGAGGCUCUCACUUAGUUCUUGCAAUUAAUUCUUUCCAGAAUGGAUUACAGCCAUGCUGGAUAAAGGAUUAGUUACAUAAAUGCCUAAAAAAAAAAGACUGGAAGCUACAUGUUAGCUGUGGACGUAAUUAUUCCUGACAGGGUGGGGGAAAGAAAACUGCAUUCAAGCUUGACUACCUCAAAGCCAAGGCGAAGGGGGCAGUUCCUGUCACCCCAGCAGAGAACCAGGCUGGUGUAUCUGGCAGGGAAAAGCGGCAGUGCCGCGUGCUCCUGCACCAUGGCCCGUCUGCUGGGGCCAUCUGCUAGCCUGUGGCUGAAGUCACCGCAGCAGCAGGGCCAAGCGUCCAGGGACGCUCAGAAAACCUUGGCUUGCAAAAGGCGAGAAUUCCUGAGGCCGCUGUGCCCCCACAAUGCACAAAGGGCAUGAGGAGGAAAGGAGCCAGACCCAGGUGCCCAUGCCAGGCGCUCUGGAGCGGCAGCAUGGGGCCUGGACAGGGCUGCCACGAGGCCUCUGGAUUGCUGAAUGAAGACCCUGUGUGAGAGGCAUCAGCAGGCAGCUCCGGUCCUCUUGAGCCCACAGAGCAGCAAAGUUCUCCCAUUGGCCAGAGGUGGACUGCAGGGCCUGGGGAAGGCCUGGCAUGGUGUGCUGCCAAGCAUACAGGUGGGACAUUGGUCUCUGACCAUGACUCCCUUGGCCUGUGGAAGGACCCUGGCGGCCCAAGGCUGGUUGAGGGCGUACUGUAAGCUGGGGUCCUGGGCAGCCCCUUGGUUACAUGACCCUCACAGGCCCCUCCAAGGCUGGUUGAGGGCACUACUGCAGCAGUGACUUUGGUUAUGAAA